AAUUAUUGAGAAGGUUUUGAACUACCUUGUGAGCACCUGGCAGAAGCAUACCCGGCGGUUUCUUUCUCAGGACAUAGCUGUCAGAAGGGGUCUGGAUAAGGAAGGUGGGGUUGGAUUGUCCAGCACUGAAAUAAAUGAUCAGACACGGAAGGCAUGGAAAGUGAUUCACUCCAUUUUACGAAGCAUGAUAAUUUCUAUGGAACUGGAGCACUUUAGAUAAAAAGGUGAGCAUACCUGUAUUGUCUGACAGUGAACCUGUCAUUGUUGGACACCCCUCGUGUCUUUCCGGACAGAUAUCGCUGAAGAUUGACAGUGUUGAAUCUGUGUUGUUCCCGAACAGGAGUUGCUGUUUGGUCUUCCAUAAUUUCAGUGUGGAUUAAUUAUUUGUCAAAGUCAUAAAGUUGAAUGAAUUAGCAAAUCUCGUACAAUAUGGAUUGUCGAAUUGAGGUGAGCGUCAGUGUUUUGCAGAUCAAACCUUGCGCAGUCAGAAGUUUUCUGUAAAACGUCGCUACAAAGAGUGACUUUUCACAGAUCGGUAAAUGCACAGAUUUGCUGAUGGCACGCACUGGCCGAUGGUCGAAUUUUUUAGAUGCCGUAGAGAUCAUGUAUUUAUAGGACACUUUUUUUACUCAACGCAGCUUGUUUCUGCCCGGACUGUAUUUACACAAACGCGGAUUGCCAGCUGAUUCGAGCUGUGUAGACGUGUACUAGCCCAUCGCUUGUAAUCUUUAUGUAAUUGUCGAGGCUUUUCAAUCUAGGCAUUUUACACUUGAACAACGGAGUAGUGUGGCUUAUUCCUUAAAUAAACAUGACCUCGAUCGAAGAACUGAAGCUGCGAGUGAGGGAGCUUGAGAACGAGUUGAUCAAGUGUAAGCAAAAGCGAUGUACGGCGAUGUGUGCCGAGGAACCUGCCGACAACAACCAACCUCAUCACAGACCAAGGAUCGACAAAAUGAGUGCAGAAGUAGUGGACUCAAACCCUUACAGUCGUCUGAUGGCUUUGAAGCGAAUGGGCAUUGUUGAAGAUUACGAGAAAAUCCGGACGUUCACUGUAGCCGUGGUGGGCGUUGGAGGAGUUGGAAGUGUGACUGCAGAAAUGCUCACAAGAUGUGGCAUUGGUAAGCUCAUCCUGUUUGACUAUGACAAAGUGGAGCUGGCCAAUAUGAACAGGCUGUUCUUCCAGCCUCACCAGGCUGGCCUCAGCAAAGUAGAGGCAGCUGAACACACACUCAGGAAUAUCAACCCAGAUGUGCAGUUUGAGACCCACAACUACAACAUCACCACCAUGGAACAUUUUUCACAUUUCAUGGAUCGCAUAAGUUAUGGGGCGCUUCAGGAAGGAAAGGCCGUAGACCUGAUUCUGAGUUGUGUGGACAACUUUGAGGCCCGGAUGGCGAUCAACGCAGCGUGUAACGAGCUGGGUCAGAUCUGGAUGGAGUCAGGUGUGAGUGAGAACGCCGUGUCCGGACACAUCCAGCUCAUCAUCCCGGGGGAGACGGCCUGCUUCGCAUGUGCUCCUCCUCUGGUGGUGGCGGCCAACAUUGAUGAGAAGACCCUGAAGAGGGAGGGGGUGUGUGCUGCCAGCCUACCCACCACCAUGGGUGUGGUGGCAGGGAUCCUGGUCCAAAACGUCCUCAAGUACCUGUUGAAGUUUGGCACAGUCAGCCAUUACCUGGGCUACAACGCCAUGCAGGACUUCUUCCCCACUAUGGCCAUGAAGGCCAACCCCACGUGCGAUGACCGCUACUGCAGGAAACAGCAGGACGACUACAAGAAGAAAGAGGCCGAGCGACCCAAAAAGGUUGUAGAGGAGGUGGUGGAGGAGGAAGUGGUUCACGAGGAGAACGACUGGGGUAUUGAGCUGGUGUCGGAGCAGACCGAAGAGGAACUCCAUGCGGCUUCAGGCCCCAUCCCCGACCUCCCAGAAGGCAUCACUGUGGCCUACACCAUCCCUGAGAAGGAGCCCGGGGCGUCAGGAGGGGAGACGGUGGAGGAAACGGAACAGAGUCUAGAAGAGCUGAUGGCCAAGAUGAGAACGAUGUAACCGGGACCAGAAAGACACCUCAACUGUCAGACAACCAUCCAUCGUCGUCGUGCAUCGCUUAUCUCCGCAACAUUGCAGUGAAGCUACCACCCUUUUCUAAUAACGGAGCAUCGACACCAUACAGUAUACCCCCUGCAAUGGAGCUUUGCAUCUCCACGUUCUUAAAUCAAGCACGAUUUUUCUUACCCACUAUACGUACUACAGUAUCAAUACGACAUAAUGCAUGUACUUCUGCUCCUUUGACAUGAAAGGGAAUGCAAUGCAUGGUUAAUGAGCUCAAGUGCUGCUGUUUAUGAUCUUCAUAUUCCCCAAGGGUAGAAAUUUACUAGUGUAAGCCUGUUCAAUAUGGAAGCAUAUAACUGUUGAAAUUCAAUUAGAAUUUCAGCAUUGGAGAGCACAAACUGGAUGCUGAAAUACCCUAUGCUGCCCCUAAAUUGUAUGUAAUUAUCUUAAAUAAACUUUUUCUUGAUGUAAUGGACCAGGUACAUACAGAUGUUAGUUAUAUAAUUCAUUAUGCUUGUUGACCUGAGAGGAAAUACUGUUGUAACACUCAGAGUUGAAUAAGUAAUUGCUGUUAUGGAUACAGUCUCGGACCAACUAUUACUACUGUAUGGAAUGCUAAUUAAUUAAAUUGUUAAUGCAUUACAUCCUUUCUUCUAAAACAUUUUGAAUGAUCGCGAAUGAGGCCUAAUGUUUCUCUGCAUGACAAUCCUGCCUUAAAUGUAUCUGUUCCAUGUCUAUCUCUGGUCCGUAGUGUUACGACAACAACGAGUGGCCUCUGCUACACGUUGUGGCGCUAUGGACCAGUGCUACUCUCAGCUGUUUAAACUGAUACAGAUGUAACUGAAACUUUCUCUGCUGAAACUGUACCGACUAACUCUCUGUUUCCACACUUUGUUUCAAUAAAGUAUUUAUUAGCCAGUUGA
This is a messenger RNA of Salvelinus namaycush (lake trout), 2970 nucleotides long. RefSeq names its product ubiquitin-like modifier-activating enzyme 5. Lineage: Eukaryota; Metazoa; Chordata; Actinopteri; Salmoniformes; Salmonidae. The record is from RefSeq and is a predicted model, not a curated record. Gene Ontology annotation, biological process: protein ufmylation. Gene Ontology annotation, cellular component: cytoplasm; cytosol. Gene Ontology annotation, molecular function: UFM1 activating enzyme activity. The transcript has 12 exons. The coding region runs from base 809 to 2044 and encodes 411 amino acids.